This is a messenger RNA of Pelecanus crispus (Dalmatian pelican), 421 nucleotides long. The record is from RefSeq and is a predicted model, not a curated record. Lineage: Eukaryota; Metazoa; Chordata; Aves; Pelecaniformes; Pelecanidae.
AUGGGCAAAGGGGAAGAGUCGGACAAGAUCACCAUCAAUGUAGGUGGCACCCGGCAUGAGACCUACAAAAGCACCCUACGGACUUUGCCGGGCACCCGCCUGGCCUGGCUCGCCGACCCCGAUGCCCAGAGCAACUUUGACUUUGAUGGUAAAAGCAAUGAGUUCUUCUUUGACCGUCACCCCGGGAUCUUCUCCUACGUGCUCAACUACUACCGUACCGGCAAGCUGCACUGCCCCGCGGACAUCUGCGGACCCCUCUUCGAGGAGGAGCUGACCUACUGGGGCAUCGAUGAGACGGACGUGGAGCCCUGUUGCUGGAUGACCUACCGCCAGCAUCGCGAUGCUGAAGAGGCCCUGGACAUCUUCGAGAGUCCCGAGCCUGGUGGAGGGGCCAGUGGAGAGGAGCCUGAAGAGGAAGGGG